UCAGUUCCAUGAAAAGAAAGAGAAAGUAGCAUUAAUAAACAAAACAUAAAAUAUGUUUCUUUCGUUUUGAUUAUUAGACCUACGCAGCACUUCAAUGUGGAUGUAAUACUGGCAUGAAGACAAUGGAAUUGAUGUCCACAUUGACGAAUAUAUCUGGGACUAGACGCCGAACUGGAUAAUAGUGUUGAAUCAGAAAAUCAACUUCUGACGAAAACAGUUGGUUAUUCCAGAUAAAAUGGCAGAGAAUGAUGGGGAGCCGAGAAGUUCCUUGGAAUUCAUGGAUAGUAUACUUGGUUGCUCCGAAAUACCCCUGCUGGUUAAAAUGUAUAGACCACUACUUGUAAGAUGUCUGCUUGUCACGGACAUUGCUCCUUACCUGGACGGCGUCAUUUCAACAAGAGAAAGGGAGACAGUCAUGAAAAAAUUUGAAAAAAGAGGCUCAACUGUGGCAAUGGAAGAGCUACUUGUUUUCAUUGAGGGGAGCAGCUAUAAUGAAAAGUGGACAAAACUUAUAGAUGUUAUAGAGAAAAGAGGAUACAAAUAUGUAGCAAAAGCUUUAAGAGGUCAGGGAGUGAAGAGCGAUGCUUACAAAAAAUUUACAAAGAUUCUUCAACAACACAAAAUGGACCUUGUGCAGAAUAUUGACCCAUCCCAAGUAUGGGUAAAAUUGGAAUCUCGAUAUAUUAUAGAGAUGACAGAUCGAGAAGAAAUUGAGGCUGAGAUGAGAAACAAAGGGCCAAAGUCUGCAAUGUUAGUUCUUCUAGAUCGAAUAUGGAGAAGGGAUGAUAAUUGGUACCAUGUGUUCUUAGAAGAACUGUGCGAAAAAGAAUAUAAAUACAUUGUGGAAGAGAUUGAUGACGAAUUUGCAGAAGAAUGGGAGGAUAGAAAAAAGAAUGGAAAUUGUCCUGAAAAUGGCAUUCCACAUCUCUCUGAACCAAGAUUAAGCAAGCCAGUUCAAUGUGAAUCAGACAUUCACGCACCAUAUCCCGGCCCAACUGUUCCAGUUAGAGCGAAUCCAGACCCAUCAUUUUUAAAUCCAACAGCUGUAGAAAGCCAAACCUCCCUCAAAUAUAUUCCAAUUAACCAGCAUGGAGAAGAAAAUGAUGAAGCAAGCCAGAAAAAGCUUUAUGAAGUUUCUGACCUUGAAGUACAAUUUGCGUCUAGUCUAAACUUUGAUGAAAUUUUAUCCUCUGGAAUAAGUGAGGAAUCACUAAGAAAAGAGAAACACACGACAAAUGCUAAUAAAAGAAGUCCAAACGAUAAUUGUGAUCCUGGUGAAACAAGAACCAAUGUAAAAGUUCUCUAUACAAGAAAUAGUACCCAAGUUAUUGAUGACGAAAGUGUAACAGAAGAAAAGGUCGCAGAACUUGAUGAUUCAAAGUCCUUAGCAAACAAUGACGUCUCAAUAAAAACAUUAGAAUUAAGACAGUAUCAACAGGAACAAGCUGAACAAUCCUUGAAGGGAGAAAACUGUUUAAUUGUAUCGCCAACUGGCAGUGGCAAAACAUACGUGGCUAUCAGAAUAAUUCAGAAUCACCUUGACGAAACAGGAAAAGUCAAGAAAGUGGUAUUUAUCGUGGACAAAAAUAAUUUAGCGAACCAGCAGUCAGAGAAAAUAAAGGAUUAUGUACGAUGUAGACUUAAAGUGAUCUCGGGUGACACCCAGAGAGAGGAAGAUUUUCAAGAGAUGAAACCACUUCUUCCUCAAUUUGAUGUGUUUGUGGUCACUGCUCAAAUGCUGGUCAAUGCACUUACCAACCAGGGUGUAAGCAUCAGAGAUUUUUCUUUGCUGAUAUUUGACGAAUGCCAUCAUUGUCAUGGAAGCCAUCCAUUUAAACAGAUAAUGAAUCAGUACAUGGAUGUCAAACUAGAACAGACAGAUGAAGAAAGCCAACUUCCCCAAGUUGUUGGUUUUACUGCAUCUGUUGGAGUGGGAAAAGCUAAAACUAUUGAGAAAGCCACUGAGUAUUUAAAGCAAGUCAUGUCCAACAUGGACGCCCAUUACCUUGUGACGGUCCGAAAGAACAGAAGCGAUUUGGCCAAACACGUUAACUCUCCAGAACAAUUCAUCAAAGAAGUACCUGUAAGGCAGAAGGACGAGUUCGGAGUAUGUGUCAAAGCUCUCAUGGCUACAACUGAAAAAUAUUUGGAAGACACUGGCGUUGGGAUUGUAGACAAAAAUGCUAUACAACCUCCAUCAACGAAAGGUAAUGAACAAUAUACACAAUGGCUGGAGGACGUCCUUUUAAAAGCAUUGGCAAAACUCUCUAAAUCAGAAGCAACUCGAUCACUGUUUACAAUAAGGAAAUAUUUAGAGAUUUACAACAAUGCUCUUGUUCACCAUUCAUAUGCAAGAGCCAGUGAUGCAUUGAAUUGCAUCAAAAAUGCUAUUGAGAACCUUCCAAAAUCAUCCAGAAACGAAAAUGAAAUUGAAAGAAAAGUAAAAUCAGUAUUUGAAGGGGAAUAUACAAAGUUGGCAGAAUGCGCUUUAGAUCAAGAAAGAACUGCAGAAAACCCUCUCAUGCUGAAGCUCAAAGAGAUCAUCCUGACAACACAUGCAGAAGAGCCAAAUAUGAGGGGAAUAGUUUUCGUGAGAACUCGCAUUCUAGCAGACAUCCUCGCUUCAUGGAUGGAUAACUCAAAAGAGUUACAGCACAUUAAAGCUCGAAAGUACACUGGAUCACAGGCUCAAACUGUAGAAGGGGGCAUGACUAAACAUGAACAAGUAAAUGCCAUAGAAUUGUUCAAAAAUGGAGAGUUUAAAAUUAUCGUUGCGACCACUAUUGCCGAGGAAGGGCUCGACAUCAGAGAAUGUAAUCUUGUUGUAAGAUACGAUUAUGCCGGAAAUCCCAUUUCCCUGGUGCAAGCACGAGGUCGGGGUCGUGCAGAAAACAGUCGUUUCUAUGUACUAGCAUCUGCAGAGAAGUGUGUUGCUGAAAGAGAAUGGAUGAAUACUUUGAAAGAACCGAUGAUGGAAGAAGCAAUGAAAAAAGUACAACAACAGAUUGGUGCCAACCACGGCAUGUUCCUUGAACAGCAACAAGAGUUUCAGAAAGUCGCUAAAAGGGAUUUUUUUGUGCUUAAAAUGCAGUGCUUUCCUGUGCAUGUCCAGCGAGUUAAGGAAGAUAUUGAAUGCCCAUCACACCUGCAUCAGUGA
Saccostrea cuccullata (small rock oyster) is the source of this 3157-nucleotide messenger RNA. Its product is annotated as ATP-dependent RNA helicase DHX58-like. Gene Ontology annotation, cellular component: cytoplasm. The transcript is spliced from 18 exons. Gene Ontology annotation, biological process: regulation of apoptotic process. The record is from RefSeq and is a predicted model, not a curated record. Bases 236 to 3157 code for a protein of 973 amino acids. NCBI's taxonomy places the organism in Eukaryota, Metazoa, Mollusca, Bivalvia, Ostreida, Ostreidae. Gene Ontology annotation, molecular function: ATP binding; ATP hydrolysis activity; DNA binding.